AUGGCGGCCUCCUUCGCAAAAGGGAGUACGUCGUUUCAAGCAAUUCAGGAAGAAAGAAGAGAACAGGCUGAAAGGUCGGUCUUGAUCAGCUGCCCGGCUAAAAUCAAUGAAAAGAAGUUUUUAGAUGAACUCUCUAAACACGGGACAAUCAACAAGCACUUCUUCUACAGUAGCUACGGAACAUAUGCGGUUGUUGAAUUCUCUAGCAGAGAGAGCAUCGCGUCAUUGAAGGAGAGCACAAACAUACCAGCUGUUCAACAUGAAUCUGCUGUUCCCUUCAAAUCCCGUUUGCUUUCACUCAAACAAACUGGGUCUGGCAGUCAUCCUAUACCCAAUUUCCAGGAGCAGUCCCCACCAUCCAUCAAUGACCUUAACAAACUGCUCUCUGAACAGGACAGUAUAGAUGAGCAACUGCAGUGUCUAACCAAGGCCUUACAGCUAACAGAAGAGAACAUCAGCCUGCGCUUCCUGGUCUGUUCUCUGCUCAGAGACAUAGCUGGGGCAUAUUUCCCAGAAUGCAUUAUCAGGCCUUUUGGCUCCACCGUCAACAGCUUUGGCAAAUUGGGUUGUGACCUUGACAUGUUUCUGGACCUCGAUGGCAUCUAUGCAUCAAACCAAAAAACACAGGGCUCAGGUCUGUCUCUGGAGUACCAGGUAAAGAGAGGGGCAUCGGAGCGGGUUGUCACACAAAGUAUCCUCUCAGUCAUUGGGGAAUGUGUAGACAAGUUCGGCCCUGGAUGUGUGGGGGUCCAGAAAAUUCUCCAAGCCCGAUGUCCUCUUGUACGCUUUGCUCACCAACCCUCUGGCUUUCAGUGUGACCUCACUGCUAAUAACAGGGUGGCCAUGAAGAGCUCAGAGCUGCUUUUCCUGUAUGGGACCCUGGACCCUCGUGUUCGGCAACUGGUUUUCAGCGUGCGGUGCUGGGCUCGAGUUCAUGCCAUCACAAGCAGUAUUCCAGGUGCAUGGAUCACCAACUUCUCUUUAACGGUUAUGGUGCUGUUCUUUCUACAGCAGAGGAGUCCUCCAAUAUUGCCCACCCUGGACCAGCUGAUGGGAUUGGCAGGACCAUCAGAUAACUGUGUUAUUGAAGGUAAUGACUGCACUAUUGUCAGUGACCUCAGCAAGAUUACAAUGCAGAGUAACACAGAUACAUUAUUAAAACUGUUGCAGGAGUUUUUUGAAUAUUAUGGCAAUUUCCCCUUUAAAAAGUCAUCAAUCAAUAUUAGGAAGGGAAAGGAGGAAAUCAAACCGGAAGCAUCCGCUUUGUACAUCCAGAACCCGUUUGAAAUCACUCUAAACAUUAGCAAGAAUGUUAAUGCAACACAGCUAGAACGUUUCGUGGUGCUUUGUCGGGAAAGCGCAUGGCUCCUCCAGCAGGGCGAAGUUCUUAACCGAAGUUCUAACCAAACAGCAGAUUCUGUCCCAGCGUGGGGGUUCGCCGCUCUUCUCCUUCCUUCAGUCACUUCAGGAGCAGGGGUGAAAAGUCGAAGGAAGAGAAAACUGGAACCUGCUAGUUCAAGGAUAAAAAACCUGUUAGACUCUCUAAAGAUCAAAGGUGCAGACACUGCAGCUAAGAAGGGAAGCACCAAUCACAGGAGGUGAUAUGCGUAAAACAUGUUCCUCGGGGAACAGGACAUCCUCAGAGUCGGCAAUGAAGAACUCAAGUUUUAAAGACCAAAAUGCUUAAAGAGGGGAACAUGAGGGGUUUAUUUCUACAUUGCUGUCUGUAACGGUCCAACAUCAAGACGUUGUUUUUCCCUUUGUGAAAACCUUAAGCUCGUUUUUCAUACCACUAGUGUUUUACAUGAAAGGGAAACUUUGCAGAUCACAUGUCAUGAUAUGGCGUAGGAAGCAAAGAUUUAUUGCAGUCUUUGACUGGUGUGAAAAUGGAGCUUGAUGGCUGUGUUGCUGGGCUGAUAACAGCAAUCAUAGCAGUGGAGCAGAACCUCUGAACGGUAAAUGACGUUCAUAGAGCAGAAGUGAAGUUUUAAUUUAGCUCGAUCACACACAGACUCCAUCCUCUCUACGUUGCCAUACCAACACUGGGGCCUAAUGACUGAAUGAGACAUAAUGAAAGACG
Molecule: messenger RNA, 2080 nt
Organism: Triplophysa rosa
Lineage: Eukaryota; Metazoa; Chordata; Actinopteri; Cypriniformes; Nemacheilidae
Gene: mtpap
Product: mitochondrial poly(A) polymerase
Exons: 9
Coding region: 1-1602 (533 amino acids)
Cellular component (GO): mitochondrion
Molecular function (GO): poly(A) RNA polymerase activity
Source: RefSeq, a predicted model, not a curated record